Messenger RNA from Prorocentrum cordatum, 619 nucleotides. NCBI's taxonomy places the organism in Eukaryota, Dinophyceae, Prorocentrales, Prorocentraceae. The record is from the annotation of a GenBank genome assembly.
AGGAGGAGGAGGAGGAGGGCGGCUCCUCGUCCCAGGGGCCGAGGCCACGGCGGCUCGGGCCGCGCGCGCGGCAGCGAUGCUGCACGGCGGCGGGGCGGCUGGGCCACGGGCCCCGCCGUGCGCGCAGAUCGAGGUGAAUGCGGGGCCUCUGACGCACCUGGCGGCGUCGCGGAAGGGCCCCCACCUGAUCGUAGGCGGCCAGCAGUGCCUGGCGGCCCUCGAGCUCGUCGUCAGCACGCCCAGGAGCGGGGAGGCGGCCGUGCCCGGGUUCGGCUUCUGCGUCAGGCAGCUGCGCGACAACCGCCGGAAGCAGCCCUCGUCCGCCUUCGGGCACGGGCUGAAGUGCACGGGCGUCUGCUUCCACCCGGACGGCGACGUGGCGGCCUCGUGCUCCGCCAGCGGCCAGGUGUCCCUGUGGGACCUCUCCUCCGCGUGCGGGAAGCCCGAGGCGCAGUGGCAGGCGCACAAGCAGCAGGUGAACGCCGUGGCCUUCGUGCCCGCGGUCCCCGCGCUUGUGUCCGCCGCUAGCGACGGCACGCUGCACCUGACGAGGAUCGGGGACCUGCUGUCUGCGCGGGAUCGGCGCAAAGCCCUGGAGGGCAACUCGUCGUUCGGAGGC